Amphimedon queenslandica is the source of this 957-nucleotide messenger RNA. RefSeq names its product diacylglycerol O-acyltransferase 1-like. Gene Ontology annotation, biological process: triglyceride biosynthetic process. Gene Ontology annotation, cellular component: endoplasmic reticulum membrane. The transcript is spliced from 10 exons. Lineage: Eukaryota; Metazoa; Porifera; Demospongiae; Haplosclerida; Niphatidae. The annotation marks the transcript as partial. Gene Ontology annotation, molecular function: diacylglycerol O-acyltransferase activity. The record is from RefSeq and is a predicted model, not a curated record.
AUUUAUUAUUUAUUUAUUUUAUUUUUAGUAUUUUCUGUCUUUCCAUUAUUGACGUUUCUCCUUGAGAAAGCUGCUUCAAAGGGAUUAUUGAAGGAGCGUCCCCUAUUGAUAUUACAUGCCAGCAACAUGAUAAUGCUACUGGCACUACCAGUGGGUGUGGUCUUCUGGUUCAAACUAGGACCAGCUGCUGGUUUUAUUGUCAUGUUCAAUUAUUCAAUUGUUUGGAUGAAGAUGAUGUCAUAUACUCAAGUCAAUUCAUGGUGUAGGUGUGGUCAAGGUGGAGUAGCCACACCCACUAAUAAUAACCACGACAAACCAUUAGUUCAGUAUCCUGAUAAUAUCACUGUUAAGGAUUUUUGUUAUUUCAUUGCUGCUCCUACAUUGUGUUAUGAGUUGAAUUAUCCUCGGACUCCAAAAAUUAGGAAAAUAUUUUUAUUAAGAAGAACACUUGAAUCAAUAUUUCUAGUUAAUAUAUUAUUAGCAUUAUCCCAGCAAUGGCUAGUACCUACUGUAAUGGGAUCACUGGAACCACUUCAGUCAAUGGAUUUAUUAAUGAUGAUACAGAGAGGACUAUUACUAGCGCUCCCUAAUCACCUCCUCUGGUUAUUGUUAUACUAUUUUUAUUUCCAUUCCUAUCUCAACGUCCUUGCUGAGUUACUGAGGUUUGGUGAUCGCUCCUUCUACAAGGACUGGUGGAACGCUGAUAGUAUUGAUACCUUCUGGAGACACUGGAACGUACCAGUGCACCGCUGGGCUGCCAGGCAUGUGUACUACCCGUUGCUCAGUAGAGGGUAUUCCACGAUAAUGUCUCAGAUAGCAGUGUUCCUGCUAUCAGCUUUCUUUCAUGAAUAUUUGGUUAGUAUUCCUUUGCGUAUGUUAAGGCCCUGGGCAUUCACUGCUAUGUUAUCUCAAGUACCAUUAGCUCUAUUAACGUCAUUAGAAGUGAUGAGAGGUCAG